AUGUCUGAUAAUACUUCCCUUCCAUCAGUCCAAGAAGUUAAUGAUUGGAGCCCGGAUAAAGUUAUUGCUUUUCUGAAGUUUUAUAAUGAAGAAAAAAAGUUAUAUCUCAGAGAUGAAGACAUUAAAAAAAUCGAAAACAACUGGGUCCCGGGCCCAGCCUUCCUUAACUUAACUCUAGAAAAGCUUCUAGCCUCCUCUUUGAGCCUCCCUUAUGGACCAGCAGAAGUUAUAGCAGAAUUAGUAAGUAAAAUCAAGGGCGAAGGACAGG
This is a messenger RNA of Ambispora gerdemannii, 268 nucleotides long. The record is from the annotation of a GenBank genome assembly. Lineage: Eukaryota; Fungi; Glomeromycota; Glomeromycetes; Archaeosporales; Ambisporaceae.